AUCGGCGCGGAGGGAAGCGCUCUUGUCGCUGACGCCCCCGAGGGAGCCCCCCUUUUAAAAUAAAGCGGCGGCGGCGCGGCGGGAAGAGGGGGUGUGUGCUGGCCUCGCUCGGUCCCGCACACCGGCGGGCGGGCAGAUAAACAGAGCGAGCGCCGCGGGAUGCGCGCAGCCCCCGCGGCCAGGGACUGAAGCGGGCGGGGGACGAGAGGUCGCGAGGAGAGGGAGAAGGAAAAGGAAAAGGAAGGCGGGAGCGGCGCGCCUGAAGGGUCUCGCGUCCGCUCCGGGGAUGGUGCCGGUGAGCGAGCAGCUGGAGCCGCAGGGCGCGGGGGGAGACCCCGCCGCCGCGACCCCCCUGCCCGGCCCGCCGGCGGUCGAGGAGCCGCGGCGGGAGAACGGCGGCGAAUGGUGCCCCGGGAGCGGCGAGAGCGGGGCCCAGCCCCCGGCGGCGGCGGCGGAGGAGGCCCCCAGGAGCCCGGACUGCCCCGGGAGCGCUGCGGCGCCGGAGCCCCCCGAGGGCGGCUGGGGCUGGGUGGUGAUGCUGGCCGCCAUGUGGUGCAACGGCGCCGUCUUCGGCAUUCAGAACUCAUGCGGGGUCCUCUUCGUCUCCAUGCUCCGGCUCUUCGGCAGCAGCGACGACAAACAGCUGGCCUUCAAAACAGCAUGGGUGAGCUCUCUUUCCAUGGGAAUGGUCUUCUUCUGCUCCCCAAUAGUCAGCAUUUUCACAGACCUGUUUGGUUGUCGAAAAGUAGCUGUUAUUGGAGCUGCAGUAGGGCUUGUUGGACUCCUUUCAAGUUCUUUUGUAAGGUGCACUAUUGAACCUCUGUAUUUCACCUACGGGAUCGUGUUUGCCUGUGGCUGCUCGUUUGCCUACCAGCCGUCCCUGGUCAUUCUGGGGCACUACUUCAAGAAGCGCCUUGGGCUGGUGAAUGGCAUUGUCACCGCGGGCAGCAGCUUGUUCACAGUGACGCUGCCCUUCCUCCUGAGGGUCCUCAUCGACUCUGUCGACCUGUUCAACACCUUGAGGGUCCUCUGCAUCCUUAUGUUUGUUCUGUUCCUGGCUGGAUUUACAUACAAACCUCUUGUUCCCAACACCAAAGACAAGGAGGGAGGAAAGAAGGGAAAAUUCAAAUUACCUCCUGCGAAAAAGAUUUGUAAUUUCUCCGUUUUCAAAGUUCUCAGUUACCGUAUCUGGGCUUUAGGGAUUCCAGCUGCACUUUUUGGAUACUUUGUGCCUUAUGUUCACUUGAUGAAUCAUGUAAAAGAGAGGUUUGGUGACAGUGUGCCAGAAGAAGUGCUUCUGCUGUGUCUGGGCAUUACUUCAGGAGUUGGCAGAUUGAUCUUUGGCAGAGUGGCAGAUUAUGUUCCUGGUGCAAAAAAAAUCUAUCUACAGGCGGCCUCAUUCUUUUUUAUUGGGCUGAUGUCUAUGAUGAUUCCACUGUGCAAUGUCUUUGGAGCUCUCGUUGCUGUCUGUCUCUUCAUGGGCCUGUUUGACGGGUGCUUCAUUUGCAUUAUGGCUCCUAUUGCCUUCGAGCUCGUUGGGGCUCAGGAUGUCUCCCAGGCCAUUGGAUUUCUGCUUGGACUCAUGUCCGUGCCUAUGACAGUUGGUCCACCCAUUGCAGGUCUGCUGCGGGAUAAGCUUGGCACCUACAAUGAGGCGUUUUACCUGGCUGGAGUCCCCCCCCUCAUCGGAGGAGCGAUUUUGUGUUUCAUCCCCUGGGUCCACGAGCGGCAGAAGUUGAAAGAGAGAGCAAAACCUGUUGAUGGAGAAACUACUGAGAAAAUGCUGGAAAAUGAAAGCACUUUGGUGUCAGACAUGACAGAAAAGCCAGUCAUAGAACUGGACUCUGGCUUUUGAUGCUUUUUUCUUUUCCCUAUACCAUCCUGACCUCCUCCUACUGAAACCAGAUUUCUACUUUUUGGCUGAAGGUACUGAAGUCUUGAACUAUUGCAAAACUGCUACAAGAAUCUUUUAUACCAUUGAACUUUUUUGACAAGUCUUUGAUUUCAAGCCACAUUUUCAAGGUAUUUGAAGUUUUGUAGCUUUAGUGUGUAUGUGCGUAGUGAUUCUGUGUGUGAAGAGAAUAUUUUUCUAAUCCAUCAGAACUGAUUUCUGGAAAUGUGAAAGCUGUUUUUCCUUCACUGACCCAGGAUUCUUCAAUGAUGUCUAUGAUCCAUCCUCUGCAGGCACGCCCCUGGGUGUUUAUACUGGAUAAUGUAGUAGCUCUUACAACUGAUCUGUUUUUUUUGGAGUUUAUCAUGCUGUUUACAGUCUUCUAUAAUUCUCUAUCAUGAACACAAAUAUGCAUCUUUUUGCUGAAAUUAUUGUUCAUUAGAAAGCUAAAUUAUUAUACAACUGUUGAAACACUCACUUGUGUUUGCAUUCACCUUUCACAGUAGCCCAAAGAACAUUCAGGAUGGCAUUUUUGAUGGGCUCAGGUUUUGAAUAUUUUCAAACCAAGCUCCAAGUGCAAACACGUUCAGAAGUUAAGCUGCUGAAUAAUAGAUUUUUUUUUAUUGUUAUUAUUAUUAUUAUUUGGUGAAGGCAAUAGCCGUAAGAUGUAUGUUUAUAAAUCUCUUUUCAGCCAAACCUCAGAGUAGUGGAUAGUUUUGAAACUGUACUGACUAAUUAAUUGGAGCAGUAUUGUGAAUUAGACUAAAUUUCAAGUUAUUCUGUUGUACUUCUUAGGAUUUCUUUUUUUGUUGUUCAUAAAAACAAGACAGCUUUAAAGGAUACAUUCUAAGUGCAAUACCAAGUUGUUUUUAAUGUGGAAAUAUACAUGAGCUAUUAAAACAACAUUCAGCAAUUAAAGAUUUUUGCACUAAGUGAACAUGCAGGUUUAUUACAAGUCUUUAUAGCUGUGCUCAACUGCCUGUAGAUUAUAUGGCUCCAUAUUUUUUUCAAAUAUAAAGAAAUGUCUUUGCAUGUCCUAUUUCUUACUUAACACCCUAAACAAAUGUCCCCAUUGGUUAUGUAUUCUUAGGUAUUAUGCACUGUUUGUCAAGCAAGCAACCUCUUUUUCUGAAAAAUGUUUAAAAGCAUAAUACUUGGAGAUGAAAACACUGCUUUUCAGUUUAUCAUAAAGCACUUCUAAGCACACUGCUUAUCUAUGGAUAUGGUUCAGCAAUCACUGGAAUACUUAAUCAUUUUUUUAUUUCAGGUCCAUUUAAUGCCAAUAAUUUUGUUCCUCACUUUAAACUGUAAUAGCAAAGAGUAAACUAAAUGUGAUCUGGGCAAAAUGUGUACUCAAGUACUUUUUUAAUUAGUAACUGUUCUUUACAUAGACCAUGGAGGCAUGCUGUUUGUUUUUUUAUUUUUUUGUGAUAGCCUUUAUUUUCUUUUUUCUGUUCAUUCUGCUUUUUCCAGUGUUGUAGUAAAUUGCUCAGAAAACCCAUAUAAAACAGCAAUACUAUUGCAUUUAAUGUUUACAUCUAGCAACUGACAGAAGUUCUUUAAAUAUAAUCAUUCAAAGCAUUCUAAGUAUUGUAGACCAAAGCUCAGGCAUUUUUUAUACUGCAGAAUUUCAAUCCCUUUGCAUGAGUGAGGUCUAAAAGAAUUGAAUAUUAAAAUGUUAGAGAGACAUAAGUGGAGGGACUUGGAGGUGGUGGGGGGAAGCUGAUCUGGAAAACCAAGGCCCCCUUCAAGUUCACUGGGACUUGUGCUUUGGCACAUUGUAAGUGCUUCUAAAAAUGUCCUUGAAAUAUGCAUAGUAGUAUUAAUUACAAUUACUGCCUUCAUUAUUAAAGUGAUGCUGACAGCCAA
Onychostruthus taczanowskii (white-rumped snowfinch) is the source of this 3760-nucleotide messenger RNA. RefSeq names its product solute carrier family 16 member 10 (gene SLC16A10). The record is from RefSeq and is a predicted model, not a curated record. The transcript is spliced from 6 exons. NCBI's taxonomy places the organism in Eukaryota, Metazoa, Chordata, Aves, Passeriformes, Passeridae. Gene Ontology annotation, biological process: transmembrane transport. The coding region runs from base 287 to 1855 and encodes 522 amino acids. Gene Ontology annotation, molecular function: monocarboxylic acid transmembrane transporter activity.